Messenger RNA from Pyricularia pennisetigena, 1167 nucleotides. RefSeq lists its product as uncharacterized. The record is from RefSeq and is a predicted model, not a curated record. Lineage: Eukaryota; Fungi; Ascomycota; Sordariomycetes; Magnaporthales; Pyriculariaceae. Bases 1 to 1167 code for a protein of 388 amino acids. The transcript has 2 exons.
AUGUCCAGCCAUGGCGCUCUCGCAGAAGCGCUCAGCCUCAGGCACUACGCGCCUCCUGCAACGACGUCAACGUCUCCUCCGAACAAGGAACACCAGCAUACCCGGCCCAGACAUCAGAUAAAACGAUCGAUCACGGAACUUUCGGCGCCGAUACGUAAGCACAGGCACAGCCACUCGCUUAACCGGCGGAACGAUGACAAGGCUUCCAUACCUCAAUCAGCCGCGCCCAUGAUGCAGCUCGGCCAGCAGCCGGGGAUGCUUCAGGCCCGGCCGUCGUUUGACGGCGCGCGCUCUGAGGGCGUCACUCCCUACAAUCUCAGUCCCAACCCCAGCCGGAGGCCUAGUAUCAUGGGCGGAGUUGGCGAAGACGGUGCGCCGGGCUCUCGUAUGCCCAUCUCGUCGGCGGCUACCCCGGAGCGGAAGUCGAUGAGGCAUGAGGAUCCGGCCGUAGAGCGGGCGAAAGCACUGGCCACAACUAGAGCUUUAAAAACAGCCGUGGAAGACCUUGCAUCCUUGUCUUCGGACGCGUCCCAUCGCCUCGAUGAAACCUACUCAUCCAUCUCCGACAAGCUGGACACCCUACAACGCACAGUCGCGGACCUCCAAGAGCUCACUGGCAUGUGGCGCGAAGGCUGCACGACGUUUGCCCAGGAGGCGAGGGACCUGGUCGACGACGUGAACAACCAGAUUGAGGGACUCGGCACGUACGAGCCGCAGCGGGCACGCAUAGAGACGCUUCAGUCACGCAUCCAUGACGGCCGCGAGCGCAUCCAGGGCCUCAGCCACAGGGUCGAGGCCGUGAGGGAGCGGAUCGACGGCUGGGAGCGUGCGGACAGGGAAUGGCAGGAGAGGACGCGCCGUCGGCUCAGGACCGGGUGGAUCGUCAUGUCGGUGCUGGCGCUGGCGUUCCUCCUACUGUGGGUCUUUGUGGAAAUCGUAGUGCCGGAGGAUGCUCUCAAUGCCGUGGAGGCUACUCCGACCACUGAACCCCCACCAUGGGUACAGGCGGCUUUGGAAAACGGGGUCGUGCCGGAACCGCAUGAGAUCGGGACCGUGGCAGGAGAUGGUAUCACUGCGGGAGAUCGACUGAUCAGAGCCCUUGAUCAUGCUCUCGAAGAUUCGCGAAACAGUUCUGACGAGGGGCUGCGGGUGUUCGAUGAAUUGUGA